AUGUAUGUUUGUUUGAGGCUUUUGAAAGAUGGUUUCUUUAAGGGUUGUAGGCCAAUCUUUGGGGUGGAUGGCUGCCACUUGAAAGGAGCUUACCCAGGGCAGAUUUUAGUUGCAGUGUCCAAAGAUGGAAACAACAACAUUUACCUUAUUGCUUGGGCAACUUGUGAGGUUGUAAAUAGGGAAACUUGGGUUUGGUUCCUGGAAUCACUAAUGCAUAGCCUUGGGAGUGCAGAUUGGUCAUGCUUCACCUUCAUGUCAGACAAGCAUAAGGGACUGGUUGAAGCUCUAGCUCAAGUUGUGCCAAAUGCAGAAACAAGGUUCUGUGUUAGGCAUAUUUGGCUUGAGUAUGAAAUACUAAUGCAACAGAUUAAGGAGCUUGAUGAGGAGGCUUAUGAUUACUUGAACAAUAUCCCUACUCAACACUGGUGCAGACAUGCAUUCAGUGACAAUUGCAGGUCCAACAUGUUACUAAACAACAUGUGUGAGACUUUCAAUGCAGUUAUUAGAGAUGCAAGGGACAAACUUAUCCUCACCCAAAUGGAAUGGAUGAAGAGGUACAUGAUGAGGAGAAACAAUGAGAAGUGGGAGGACUCCAAGGAAAUCACAAGCAACUUGACUCCAUAUGUUCAUAAGCUGUUUCAAAGGAUGAGCUAUGUGUCUAAGAAUUGCAUUGUUCAAGCUGCCAAGGAUGACACUUAUGAAGUGCAAUUGAAGGAUGACCAGGUUCUAGUUGACUUGGGAAAUGGGACUUGUUCCUCCAAUCAUUGGCAGCUUACAGGCAUCCCAUGUGUUCAUGCCUUUGCAUGCAUAAUGGAUCAAUGA
Chenopodium quinoa (quinoa) is the source of this 822-nucleotide messenger RNA. RefSeq lists its product as uncharacterized. The transcript is spliced from 3 exons. Gene Ontology annotation, molecular function: transposase activity; zinc ion binding; DNA binding. The record is from RefSeq and is a predicted model, not a curated record. The coding region runs from base 1 to 822 and encodes 273 amino acids. NCBI's taxonomy places the organism in Eukaryota, Viridiplantae, Streptophyta, Magnoliopsida, Caryophyllales, Amaranthaceae. Gene Ontology annotation, biological process: DNA transposition.